ACCUCGGAAUGGCCUGACCAACAAACAGCCCUCACAGGCUUGCCGAGACCGCUGACGUACUCAGAUACGAUCUGAUGUGAUCCUUCUACUGGCUCUCGGUGCCCACAUGUGACACACCGUGCCACCGUGCCUACCGACUCCGCUUUCAUGGUUGUCCGCAUCACGAUGUGCCUCGUCCAUAGAGAAGCUACCAGAGAAAAUGGUGAUGGCAUGACCAGCUCAAACCCUGCGUGAGGCCGUGUACCUGUCGUAUGACUGCUCCGAUGACAGUACAGGUAGGUAUAUAGAUGCCGUACCCUUCAGUUGCAGUAAGUCGAAUUUCUAUUACACUCAGUUUCAGAAAUACCUAUCAUCAAAACAAAAACACAAUUACAACAUCAUAAUGCCGCACUUCUUCAAGAAGGGUCGCCAGGCUGUAGAGCAACCUCAUCGUGACCCGGAGGAGACUCAGGCAUAUCUCGUCGGUGGUGGCAUUGGAUCGCUAGCUGCUGCCGUUCACUUGAUCCAGGAUGCCAAGGUGCCUCCUAAGAAUAUCCACAUCCUCGAGUCACUCCCCGUCUUUGGCGGGUCAAUGGAUGGGUCCGGUAAUCCUAAAGAGGGCUAUGUCCUCCGUGGUGGACGGAUGCUCAACUUCAGCUACCUCUGCACAUACGAGCUGCUGAGCCGCGUCCCAUCUCUCACGGACCCAGAGAAGACACUACUCCAAGAGAUCAAAGACUUCAACGCCGUCCCAGAAAAUCAAACCAGCUCCAAGGCCCGCCUCCUCGCUAGCGGCAAAGACGAGGUCGAAAUCGUUGACACACGAAGAAUGGGCCUAAGUCCCACCGAACGUCUCGAUAUGAUCAAACUCACCCUCGAAAGCGAAACCAGCCUCGGCAAGAAACGCAUCGACGAAUGCUUCCCGAAAGCUUUUUUCACAACAAAGUUCUGGUAUAUGUGGGCGACCAUGUUUGCCUUCCAGCCCUGGCACAGCGCCGUUGAGUUCCGCCGCUACCUGCACCGCUUCCUGCACGAAUUCCCACGCAUUAACACUCUCGCUGGCGUCGAUCGGACGCCAUAUAACCAAUAUGACAGCAUCAUCAAGCCUAUCAUCAAGUAUCUGGACACGCAAGGCGUCGAUUUCCGCUUCAACACGAAGGUUACGGACAUUGACUUCAUCACUGGCAUACCUACUACAGUGGACGAAAUCCAUAUGCUCUCCAACGGGGUCCCCAUGACCGCACAGCUUGAUCCCGCCGACAUCGUCAUCGUCACGCUCGGCAGCAUGACCUCCAACGCCUCCAUCGGCACAAACACCGAAGCACCCGACCCCAUCCUCGAAGAAGAGCUCCAAGACGGCUCCUGGGACCUAUGGACGAAACUCGCCGCCAAAUCCCCCUCCCUCGGCAACCCCUCCGUCUUCAGCACCCGCAUCAACGAGUCGCUUUGGGAAUCCUUCACCAUCACGCUCUCCAACCCCGAACUCCUCACGCGCAUCUCGGGCCUCACGCACAACGAGCCCGGCACCGGCGCGCUGAUGACGUUCAAAGACAGCAACUGGCUGCUCUCCAUCGUCGUGCCGCACCAGCCGCACUUCGCCGACCAGCCCGUCGACACCUUCGUGCUGUGGGGCUACGGGCUCUUCCCGACUGCGCUGGGCAACUACGUGCCGAAGAAGAUGAGCGACUGCACCGGGCAGGAACUCCUCACCGAGCUGCUCGGGCACCUGCACUUCCCGCUGCAUCCGAUUCUGGAGCACGCGAUUGUGAGGCCGUGCGUGAUGCCGUAUAUCACGAGCCAGUUCUUGACGAGGGAGAAGGGGGAUCGCCCGAAGGUGGUGCCGGAGGGCAGCACGAAUCUGGGGCUGGUGGGGCAGUUUGUGGAGAUUGAGGAGGAUACGGUGUUUACGGUGGAGUAUAGCGUGCGGGGCGCGCAGAUGGCGAUGGCGAAGAUGAUGACUUGAUUGGGGGGUAAGCAGUAAUGGAAAUGGGUCGUUUGGGUUUUGAAUGGGAUUGAGGCGUUUAGGACUAAGGCUUCAUGAUUCAAUCUUUUCUGUGGAAAAGCAGUUUUUAUUCGCAUUUGUUAUGCAAGAAUGAAAUGAAUGUAUCGUUGGUUAAAAAGAAGGUGCCUUGACGGAUGCAUGCGAAGUAUCCCACGACAUUGAUGUAAAACCACGUGCAACUUCCUUUUAUCACAUGACGAGCUUACCCAGGAGAAUAUAUAUUAUCCUGCUUAAACCUCUGUCUUCCAUCAGGGG
Mytilinidion resinicola is the source of this 2236-nucleotide messenger RNA. Its product is annotated as myosin-cross-reactive antigen. Bases 383 to 1942 code for a protein of 519 amino acids. Lineage: Eukaryota; Fungi; Ascomycota; Dothideomycetes; Mytilinidiales; Mytilinidiaceae. Gene Ontology annotation, biological process: fatty acid metabolic process. Gene Ontology annotation, molecular function: oleate hydratase activity; FAD binding. The transcript has 2 exons. The record is from RefSeq and is a predicted model, not a curated record.